Molecule: messenger RNA, 1027 nt
Organism: Phalaenopsis equestris
Lineage: Eukaryota; Viridiplantae; Streptophyta; Magnoliopsida; Asparagales; Orchidaceae
Product: cationic amino acid transporter 5-like
Biological process (GO): transmembrane transport; amino acid transport
Cellular component (GO): plasma membrane
Molecular function (GO): L-lysine transmembrane transporter activity; L-glutamate transmembrane transporter activity
Source: RefSeq, a predicted model, not a curated record
UGCCCGCUCCUCCAAAAACCUGCUCCCCCUCAGACUCCUUCUAAUCAUAUCCCUCAAUGGCCGAUAACACUAAGCAAGAUCACCUCCCCGAUUCCUACUUUCGAUUCCGCCGCGAUGAUUUCUUCCCCGAACCCUCCUUCCGCAGCUGGUCCUCCUACCUCUCCUCCCUCUCCCAAACCCCUCACCGCCUCCUCGCCCGCCUCCUCGCCCGCUCCACCGAUUCCGAAGAACUCACCACCCUCCGCAGCCGCAGCGAGCACGAUAUGCAGCGCUCCCUCUCCUGGUGGGAUCUCACCUGGUUCGGCUUCGGUUCCGUCAUCGGCGCCGGAAUCUUCGUCCUCACAGGCCAAGAAGCUCACCAACACGCCGGCCCCGCCAUCCUCCUCUCCUACAUCAUCUCCGGUAUCUCCGCCAUGCUCUCCGUUUUCUGCUACACCGAAUUCGCCGUCGAAAUCCCCGUCGCCGGCGGAUCCUUCGCCUACCUCCGCGUCGAACUCGGCGAUUUCGCCGCCUUCAUCGCCGCCGGUAAUCUCAUCCUCGAAAUGAUCAUCGGCGGUGCCGCUGUAUCCAGGGCUUGGACCUCCUACCUCGCCACUCUCAUCAAUCGCCCCCCUAAUUCGCUUCGCAUAAGCACAGAUCUCGCUGAAAACUUCAAUCUACUGGAUCCGAUCGCCGUCGUGGUUCUGUUCUUGACGGCGGCGAUCGCCGUGCUGAGCACCAAGAAGACCUCUUAUUUCAACUGGGUUGCUUCCGCGAUACAUGUGGUGGUGAUAUUGUUCGUCAUAAUAGCGGGAUUCGCUCACGCGAAAACGGAGAAUUUAUCGCCGUUUUUGCCGUUUGGAGUUGAGGGUGUUUUUCGAGCGGCGGCGAUAGUGUAUUUUGCGUACGGAGGGUUUGAUAAUAUCGCCACCAUGGCUGAGGAGACGAGAAAUCCGUCGCGAGAUAUUCCGUUGGGAUUGCUCGGGUCGAUGACGAUUAUCACUGCUAUCUAUUGCUUGAUGGCGCUCUCCCUCAGUAUGAUGCAGAG